CUCUCCGAGCUUCAAGGUAAUCAGAAAAUUACAAAAUUCCUAGUUUAUGCUUAAUCUUUUGUUUAAUUUUUUUGAUUGUUGAAAUUGAUUUAAUUAUCGUUUUACAAUCAUGCCGGUUCUGUUUCGGCACUCGCUGAAAGAUUCGGACGAUGAGGUCGUGCAGAAUUGGGAUCACAUAUUCGGCGUUGAGCCGCUGAAGAUCACGAGCCCUUCCACCGAUUUCGAGGUUUCGCUUACGCUUAGGGUUUUAGAGGGUUGCUGCCUGCUUCAUCCGGACAGCGCGGUUUUGGUUCAUCAGCACAAGGCCAUUCAGGUUUUGAUGAAUAUAUUACCGACUCGCGGCGUGAUUGAGCAAGGAGCUUGUUUGGAUGCUUUGAUUUUUAUGUUGGAUGCAUCAGCUAAUCAAAUGGAUUUUGAGGCUUUUCAUGGUAUUGAGGAAGUUGUAGGGCUCAUAAGGGACAAACAAGUUGAUGAGAAUCUCAGGCUUUGUCGUUAUUUUGGAGAGACAAGUCAUCCUCUAAUUACUACACCUACCUAUAGAAAAGUAGCUGGUCCACUCACACAUGUUCCAUACUUGACCAUUUAAGUCAAUAUCCUUGAACUAUCGCAUGGAUUUUCACUUGUAUCGUGGAAAUUUUGGUUUGUUGGUCCCUGUUGUUCUUAACUUGUAAU
This is a messenger RNA of Pyrus x bretschneideri (Chinese white pear), 672 nucleotides long. RefSeq lists its product as uncharacterized. The record is from RefSeq and is a predicted model, not a curated record. The transcript has 5 exons. The coding region runs from base 110 to 586 and encodes 158 amino acids. Lineage: Eukaryota; Viridiplantae; Streptophyta; Magnoliopsida; Rosales; Rosaceae.